UUUUUUUUUUCUUUUUUUUUAUUAAUAUUUAUUUUCUUUUCUUUUAUUUAUUUUUGAUCUUAUACAAAUAAAAAUGUCAGGUCAUGUCGUUUAUGCUUGUCACUGUCUCAAUAUAACAAUUCAUCUUGCAACCAAAUAUACUCUAGAUUCACUCGACAAAAUAAAAAAUGAUACCAUUGUUAAAGAGCCAUUUCCUGGCUGGGAAUUUGAUCUAGGCAUGGGAGGGAUUGUCAUAGAAUUCAAUACACUCAUUCAAUCAUCAACUUCUCAAUCUCAUUGGAAUACAGUAAAAUGUCUUAACUGUAAUAGUGGUAAUAUCUAUUCUGUAACUAAAGCAAAUAAUGUUAUAAUUCAUCCAGAUGCUAUAUGCGGUAAAGCAUAUGAGGACCUAAAGAAAAAAACAAAUUAUUCAAAGACAUUUUCUAUAAAUUUGGAUGAUAGCAUGAUGGAGGAUAUUAUUCCUAUGCCAAGCCCUAAAGAAGAUAUACCAUCAGCGCUAGUUUCUACACAUAAAAAAAUACAAUCCAUAUUGGAUCAAUCAAUAAAGCAGAUGCGUAUAGAAUCAAAAGUAAGAAUAGAACAGUUUAAGAAACAAGAAGAAAAAAGACUUGAAGCAUCUAUUGCGUAUGCCAUGGAUGAAAAUAAUAGACUAUGGACUAAAAUUGUUAAAGUAACAUCAAAAGUCGACAAGACCGAAGUUAAGCAUCAGACAACAAAAAGAAAGGAAGAAAAAGAGAAAAAUACAACGAAUGUCAAUCAUGUUUGUUUUGCUCCUGAAUUGAAUAAUCAUCAAUCAGAAGAGCAACAGCAUCCAAAAUCUCUAAGACGAACGAGUUUUAAUUUAGAUGAAGCCACGAUUGGUAAACUCUGUAAUGUAAAUCUUGAUAAGCAGAUGCCACUUCUAAAUAAGGACCUUGAUAAUAUUCAAGAAGAAAAUGAUGACAAUAAUGAGGAAGAAGAGGAUAUAUUCAAUUUAGAUGAAGAAUUCUCGGAAGAAGAAGAAAAUGAAGCUACAGAUAAUGAAGAAGAAGAAGAAGAAUUAAAUAAGGAAGAAGUAGGAGAGAAUCAUCUUCCAUUAUCCACUUCUUUAAAGAAAUCAAUUUCACAGAUUGAUAAAAAAUUUUCAUGGAUUAAGAAGAAGAGAAAUACAAAUAAAUACCUUCCUCAAGACUUUGAUAUCAAGAAUAAUUCAAAAAAAGAAACUUCAAAUGAUAAUGAACCUGUAACAAUUUAUGCUACUUCUGUACCCGUUGCAAUUCAUUAUCCUUUAAAUAAUGAUAAAGAAGAGGGGAAUGACACGACCAAUACUAGUAUGAACGAAACAAAAAGAGGAAAUGAUAUACUGGCCUUUAGUUUUGCAAAUUAUAAUAAUGCCUCUUUUUCAGACAAAUUACUAUCUGAUCAAUUUACUGUUGCUCCUCGUAGGAGGAAAAGCUUAAUGGCAUCAUCCUCUAUGAUUCGACCGCAAUUAGAUACUGUAGUCGGUAAAUCUCUGGAUACAAGAGGACUUUUGAAAAAGAAAGCCACUGUGAUUGAAUCUAAUUAUACCAGUGAUGAUGAUUUUGACUCUAAAUUACCUCCUCAUAUUUGGGCCUUAAUUGAUAAAGAUGAAGAGUGAUAUCUUCUUUCUGUAUAAAAACCUUAUAAAUACCCCUUGAAUGUGAAUCAUUAUUUUUAAACAUCGACUAUCAGCGGACCUUUUUAUUAUUAUUAUUAUUACCCCCAGUUUUUUUCUUUUUUUUUUUAAGAAAAUAAAU
Molecule: messenger RNA, 1757 nt
Organism: Cokeromyces recurvatus
Lineage: Eukaryota; Fungi; Mucoromycota; Mucoromycetes; Mucorales; Mucoraceae
Exons: 6
Coding region: 74-1618 (514 amino acids)
Biological process (GO): neurotrophin TRK receptor signaling pathway; negative regulation of TOR signaling; negative regulation of protein kinase activity
Cellular component (GO): cytoplasm
Source: RefSeq, a predicted model, not a curated record